Molecule: messenger RNA, 2402 nt
Organism: Lytechinus variegatus (green sea urchin)
Lineage: Eukaryota; Metazoa; Echinodermata; Echinoidea; Temnopleuroida; Toxopneustidae
Product: type-1 angiotensin II receptor-associated protein-like
Exons: 6
Coding region: 131-700 (189 amino acids)
Biological process (GO): angiotensin-activated signaling pathway
Cellular component (GO): plasma membrane
Source: RefSeq, a predicted model, not a curated record
GCAUUUCUUCACCCCUCUGCGGUGGGUAGUGGUGGUGGUGGCGGCGCGUGCGACCUGACCCGAGUGCGCUCCGCCUCAUCAUCAUAAUAUAUCCACAAAUACUAUCACUGUACUGUAUAAGACCAGUACUAUGCAACCAGAGGCCACCGAGAACCAGUCCCCAAGACAACAGUCUCCUUCAGAGUUUCUCACCAUGGGUUUAGUGGAUAAAUUUGCGCUAAAGGUGGUGGUUGGAGUCCAAUUUGUUUUAACAGUAUGGGCUUCCAUGGGGGGAUGGAUCGACUCUGGUUACGUGUACAUGAACUCUAUUAUCUUGAUCACAGGCCUAAUGGCAAUUAUGAUGCCCGAAUCGCCAGAGAGUGUAUUUAUGAUGUUAAUAUUUGAGAUCCUCAGCAUCUUAAUGGAUAUUAUCUUCCUGGGCAUCUACUUUCCUCGGAUACACUGUGUUGAAGUGAACUGUUCUACAAUGAGAUUCGGAGCUGGUAUGUGCAUAUUGAAUCUCCUGCUGAAACCUGUUGCUAUAUACCUGCUCUUCCGAGAGUACAACAGACGGGGCGGGGACUACGGCGACCUCAACUUCCCCAACCCGACCGUGAGGGGGUACGAGAACAUCGACCAGUCCCUCCCGACGAACAACCAAGUAGAGGAGGCCCAUCCCCCUGCGUCCAUCGAUAAACCUUACACCCCUCUUCCGCAAUAGACCGGUCCAGCCAUAGGUAUUUGGGGAUAGAUGCUGGGUGAUUAGUCUGCAGGCACAGACCUUUGUUUUUCUUUCGCAAUUUGCAUAGUGCACACUGCAGGGUCUGAGGUAGGAAGACUAGAUUCACUCCUGGACUUUGACCAACAGACAGAAAGUUUGGAGUCUAUAGUCUUCACUCUUGACAAUGUAAUGUAUAAUUUAUUAAAGUGUCAAAUUUGAGUCUGGGCUUGCAGACUACUAGGUGAUUGGGGUCAGCAGUGGUGUGAGCUUCAUUGAUCUUAUAGUAGCCGAUGUGUCGCUAGGUGGGGCAAAGGAUAUUUUCAUGUUGGGUAUGUCUUGGUUCUGGUGCAUCCUUGUUUCCUUUCUGUGACCUGCCCAUUUUUUUCUUUAAAAGUAUGAGUCCUUCUGGUAGGGGACUACCUGAUGUUGCAACGGCACUUCUUAGAUUAUGACUGGUUAAAACCAUGCUUACUUUCCUUUUGUAAUGUUGAAAAAUGAAUGUUCCACAUCACAGUUUAUUCUAGGAAUAAACCACUUUGCUUGGGACUGUAUAGAUUUUUAAGGAAAGUGUUGGUCUGGACAAAGAAAAUUUAGUGUUUUAACUAUGAAAUAAAGCAAACUGUAAACUUGAACCAGUAUUGGUUAGAAGUUUGUAAAACCUGCCUGUACCAAUUCAGGGUUUGGGAGUUGAGGAUUAUUUUCUUAUGUAUAUUUAUACUGAGUAUGUUCUGAAAUUAGAGUAAAUGCUAAGAAGGUCAACAACUUUUUUUCUUCGCUACCUACUACUCAUCCCCCUUUUUUUCUACUUACUACUUAUCCCUUUUUAUAAAUGGUUACAAAGCUGCUGCCAAACUCGUUCAUGGAUACCAUUUUUUGUAAUGUGCGUAGAGAUUCCUUAUUAGAAUCAGAAACAUUUCCCAGUUCUGAAUCUUGGCCAAAAAUGCCACUUUGCAGAAAUAAUUGUUUUUUGUUUUAGAUAGAUAUAAGUCAUUUUAUGUAACUUGAUUUUAUUCAAUUUCCACUCUUAAUGAGAUGGACACCUGGUUGGAUGGUAUUUUGCAAUAUGCAUUGUGGCAUGCUAAUGCUUUACCAAACAUUAUCUUGUUGUAGACUAUAGAGGGCAGUAUUUCACCAUGCAGCUCCAGAGAAAUAAAAUGUUAUUUCUCUGUUCCAGAGUGGUAUAUCAAGAGAGUAAUGCCAGAGAAAAAUAUUUCAUGUUGGCUAUUUAUUUCAUGAAGAGUCUAAUGCUUCAUUGGUAUUGUGUACAUAGAGGUAAUUUUUCAGAGGAGCCUAGAAUGCCAUUUUAUAAAUAUAUACCUUGUUGAGUUCUAUAUGUAAGCAGGGAAUAACUUUGCUUUACACAUUUGAAUAGCAUUUUUGGUCAUAAGAGAAAAGCUCUCAACUUAUAUGUACAGUCCUAUGUAAAAAUAUGCUAUACAAAAUACUUUAUGCAUAGCAGUCUUUCAAAAAUUGUGGAGCAAAUUGCGCUGCGAUACCAGGAAAAUUGUUCCCUGGUAAGGCAUUAAUACAUGUGUUACCACAAUCUUCAUGAAUACACUUAUGCCAUGAACAUCAUCUAAAUGUUACACAGGGUCUGAAGGCAAUAGGUGGGUUUGAAAGUAUUGGCCAAAAAUAAUAUUUAGGAAUUUACAUUGUCAAGAAAAUUAAUUGAUAUUCCAGGGCCCCGUAACACAAAGGUUAG